This is a messenger RNA of Vitrella brassicaformis, 1001 nucleotides long. The record is from the annotation of a GenBank genome assembly. Lineage: Eukaryota; Vitrellaceae.
CCGGGUGCGUCUCGGAAUCAGAUCGGUGGGCUCUUUCGAGGCCAUCUCUGUUGCUGCUGCUGACGCUCUCUCUUUGCUGCUGCGGCGUCAAAUCGUUUCAAACGAAACUCGUCUGCUGCCCGACACUGCCAAGAGUAAGGCCCAGUUCGAGGCCGAACUCCAUGCGCAACGCUCUUUUGUGUAUGGCUGCAGUGGUCUGGGCGCCCAUCACCGACCUGCGGCCGGGCCGGAGGGUGGGGAGAAGGGCCAUGAAGGGGAUCGUCACCCGUGUGUAAGCGACAAGCUCAUCUGUGCCCAAUCUGUGCAGAUCGCCGACCUCUCGAUGCACUGAUGCAUGAGAUGCUUUGGUGCAUGCAUGCAUGCGCAGGAGCCCCGUCAAGGCCUACAGGAAGGGGGACGGCACACAGGGCCGUAUGUUUAGUCUACUCAUGACGGACGAAAGCGUAAGCAAACGAAUACGCACACAUGAUGAGGGCUCCACGUGCAUUAUCAUGUGCAUGCAGGGCAGCGUCAAGGUCUGUGUGUUCGGCAAUGGGGUGCUCAAGUUCAGCCACCAUCCGCUGCCGGGCGAGGUGAGCCGAAGGGAACGGGCACCAUGAGUGAUUCCGAGACGUGUACUUGUGUGUAUGUCGUUGAUGUGUGUGUGCCCUGCGUGUGCAGGAAUUCAUCCUGACCAACUUCAAAGUGCUCCCCGCAAAGCAGUGAGCAAUUGGAUGUCAACCACAGAGACAUACACACACACUCGUACACGGCCGGAGCAGGGCUGUUAUGUAUGUGUGUGAUAUGUGUGUGAUAUGUGUGUGUGUGACCAUGCAGAGAAUUCAACUGGGCAGAGAACGCUUUCGAGGUGCACCUCGAUGGCGCGCCGCGCCACAUAAGUGUCCGAGUGUGCGUGUGACUGUGGUGUGCGUGGGUGCACUGCUGGCUCAUUGGUGUUGGUGCGUGUGCAAGUGCCAAUUUCAAGCGGGGGUAAUUUGCUCGAUGUGACGACUGACAGUGGG